Molecule: messenger RNA, 1050 nt
Organism: Metarhizium acridum CQMa 102
Lineage: Eukaryota; Fungi; Ascomycota; Sordariomycetes; Hypocreales; Clavicipitaceae
Source: RefSeq, a predicted model, not a curated record
AUGGAAAAACAACACUUGAAAUCUCAAAUUGCGGCAUUACGCGUGCCGACUUUCAAUAUUGCUUGGCCUGAACGGCGCUCGCCUAAAGCGGACGUCGUUGAAGAGAGGAUGAUGAAGUGGGCUGACCACCAUAAGCUGCUGGUGAAUGGCGAAUAUCGCGAUCGUGUGAUACGCACCCGUUACGGCUUGCUCGCGGCGCGAUGCUACCCGAACGCUGGAGAAGAAUUACUCCAAGCAAUUGCGGACUACUUUGUCUGGUUCUUUCUCGCCGACGACUUGUUUGUUGAUCGUGUUGAGGUAGUUACGGACGAAACUAUACGUAAUUUGACGGCCAUGAUCGAUGUUCUUGAUCGCAACGUUGCUAGAGAAGAACCGGUAUUUGGUGAACUUGCGUGGCUCGACGUUUGUCAGAGGCUGCGAGAUCUACUGCAACCCGAAGCCUUCCAGCGCUUCGCCCAAGGAAUGCGGCUAUGGGCAACGACUGCUGCCCUCCAGAUCCUCAACCAUCAGCGACCCAAGUCUGUCGGCAUACGCGAGUACGAAGCCAUCCGUCGUCAUACAAGUGGACUGAACCCCUGUACUUCUCUAGCAGAUGCCGCCAACAAGGGCUCGGUUCAAGCUCACGAGUUCUAUCAGCCAGAUGUGCAGAAACUUGUGCUUCAAACCAACAACAUUGUCUGCUGGGCCAAUGACAUUCAAAGCCUAGGUAUGGAAAUUCAGCAGCCGGGUCAAUUUAGGAAUAUGGUCACAAUCUACAUUCAGCAGGGUCAAUCUUUAUCGGAGGCUGUGUCGACUACAACUGCUCGCGUGAACAACGAGCUUUCUGACUUUUGCAAGUUGGCGGAUAUUGUUACAGCUCCGUCUAUAAGUGAUGAACUACGAGUUUAUGUUGACGGACUUAAGUACUGGAUACGGGGCUACAUGGAUUGGGUCGUGCACGAUACGGAGCGAUAUGCGGACAAAUUUAUCGCGAGCGACGCUGAUGAUCGCUGCGUUUCAACAUUAAACCCCUCGCUACUGAACAGAAGUUCCUCGUCCGCGACUGAGUGA